Molecule: messenger RNA, 399 nt
Organism: Didymodactylos carnosus
Lineage: Eukaryota; Metazoa; Rotifera; Eurotatoria; Philodinida; Philodinidae
Source: the annotation of a GenBank genome assembly
AUGAUAUAUAAAACAUUUAUUCAACAAGCACUGGGUCAAUCAUGGCAACAGGCCAUUAAAUAUGUACCUGUCGACAAACUUUAUGAUAUUGCUAAUGAAUUAUGGACUGAUAAAUCGGGUUUUGAUUUAUUACUCAAACAGACGAUAAAAAAAACAAUUGAUAAAGCUGUACCAAUAUGUUUAUGUUCGGCUUUAGAUAAAUCAAUAUCAUACAUUGAUAAAUGGCGGGAAAAAAUUGCAAUCAGAAGAAAUUGUUUGAAUAUUGAUGAGAAACCAUUACUAGAAGAAUUACAGCAUCUGACUUGGGGUAAUUCGUUUAGGACGUCGCUAAUCGCACAAGGAAAUUCCGUUCAAAAAGUCAGCACGAAUUCGAUUAUUUUGAGUCUAAAUUUGAUUUGA